Messenger RNA from Spirodela intermedia, 8180 nucleotides. NCBI's taxonomy places the organism in Eukaryota, Viridiplantae, Streptophyta, Magnoliopsida, Alismatales, Araceae. The record is from the annotation of a GenBank genome assembly.
AUGGGAUCUCUCAACCUCCCUGGGAUCCUAUACAUCGCGGUAGCUUCCGUUUGCCUCCUUUGCCCUCUCGCGGUUGCGGCGCCGAAACCAUUCCGUCGGGACCCGGGGCACCCCCACUGGCAUCAUGGCGCCUUCCACGAUGUCCAGGACACGAUCCGUGCCGACGUCCGCCGCAUGCUCCACUCCCGCGCCGAGGUGAGCUCUGUUCUUCCAUGCCUGCGUCGUAGAUUGCUGCUCGUAUUUCUUGUUUUGCCUGUGAAAUAUGGCGCAUUCGCGUUGAGAUUGGAACCUGGAAGUGGAAGUUUUUUCUCGUGCUCCUUGGGAAACUGGUUUCUAGAACAAAUGUUUCAGCCCUUUGCCGCUCUGGUUUAGUUGCCUGGCUUGUAGCUGUACCGAUUGAUCUUCUUGAUUGAAGAUUGCGUUUGUGCUUGUCCUGUUUCUGUGCAGGUGCCGUUUGAGGUCCCUCUUGAGGUUAAUGUUGUCCUUGUCGGAUUUAGCGAUGAUGCCGGCUAUCGAUACGCCUUAGAUGCCCACAAGCUGGAGGAGUUCCUCAAGGCCAGCUUCCCUACACACCGCCCAUCGUGCCUCGAGACAGGCGAACCGAUUGACAUCGAGCAUCACAUAGUCUAUAAUGUGAUACCUGUAAGUGUUCAAUUCUUAGAAGGCCGGACCAGGACUUUUGUUCCAACUAAAAUUAAAAUACAUUUCAUAGAUUAUCGUGGUCAGCAAACGCUUAGUUCUGCAUGCCAUUUUAGGGAUGUUUCGAGGCGAGUAGGCCUUUUGAAACAACAUAAGUGACUGCGUAUCAGCGUUUGUGCUGCCGAACUGGCAUGCCAUCUCUUCAGCAAAUAUUAUAUUUGUCAUGGAGACAUGAACUUUUAAUUUCUAUGAAGAAGCCGACUUUGUGGUUUCCGCGUUUUUUCCUUCUUCCUAUGUCUUCUGUAAUACCUGAUUGUUAUUUCCUUCUGUGUUCUUGACAGGUUGGGCAACCAGAAUUAAUAGCCACUGAGAAAAUACUGAAAGAAGCUAUGAAACCCAAUGGCACUGCGAGAGAGGUAACUAUUUUCCAAUCGGUCUGUUUAUCUUCUUUCCAUGGAUGCCACACAUCCAUCAUGGGCAUUUUUGAAGACUCAAUAACAGGUUCACAUUUAUUUAGAGUGAAUAUGGUAGGGAGCUUCCUCUUUUUGAAGUGGAUGCUGUCAAUGUGGAGCCAGCGUUCCAGAUGUUGUAUUCGUAUUUAUUUGAUGUGGAAAAUAGUGGAUACACUGCAACAGAUAUAGACAAGCCCAAGCCUACUGCAAUUUUUAUUGUGAAUUUUGAUAAGGUAAAGUUAAAAUAUAACAUAGAGUGCUUUCCUUUUUGCUCAUUUAAUACUCUUGCUGAGAUGUAACUUCUACACCAACAGUACAGUUUACUUGUCUUUUAUUUUUGUACCCAAUUAUAGCAUUUCUUCUGUUUUAUCUUGUAGGUCAGGAUGGACCCCAGGAAGACGGAAAUCGAUCUGGAUACUCUAAUGUAUGCUGAAAUCAAAGGACUUUCAGAAGAAGAGUUGAAGCAACAAGAAGGAGGGUACAUUUACCAGUACCGUUAUAAUGGAGGAGGUGCCUCACAAGUUUGGCUGAGCUCUUGGAGGUAAUAUUAAAGUGGAUUAUCUGCAACAAACUAUAGUCAAUUGAAUGUGCUUGGUGCUAGUUUUUUAGUCAUUGUUAGAAAUACUGGGCAAUACUGGGCAUUCCAUUAUCCCUGUAAGGUGCGUAAAAAACUACCUAUGUUCUUCCUGUUUGGCAGAGGUGAAGCAGAUUGUAGCUACUUCAUUCUUUAGUAUCCCCUGGAUACUUCUGCCUUAUAUAAAGCAAUUUUUCGAGACAAUGGCCUUCUAACUGCUGAAGUUUUACUAAAUUAUCGUUGGAGUAAACUAGAUGAUGCUUACUGCACUUUGGAACAGUUAGUGGGAAUAUACUCGCUAAGAAGCGUUCUACACUAGAAAUAUUUGCACUUUGGCACAGUUAGUGGGAAUAGUUAAACCAGCAUUUUGUUUGGUUUUUAUUUUCCCGGGUAAAAAGAUAAUCACAUAAGACUUCAACGGUAUUCUGGUUAACUCGUAUAUUCAGGAAUUGGAUCAAUGUCUAUCAGACUGCUUCCAUCUGAUAACCCCAGUUGGGUGAUUCUCAGGCAGUUUCUCUAUAAAGCAGUGUUGAAAAUGGAAAAUGCGCCGAAAAAAUAGUAUAUAUAUAGCCUAUACACCUAAGCAAUACAGAGCUUGAAAUUUUCCCAUAAGCUCUAUGCACAAUGACAGCGUAUUAGGAGAGAUGUAACUGCUUCUUCGGCAUAUGAUGCUGGGUCAGCACAUCAUCCUACAGAAAUUAUUGGUCUAAAAUUUCGAAAUUAUAGUCUCAUGAUGCUGUAGAUCUAUAUUUCUAUUAAUGAAUUAAGUUCCUUUCAUUACUGUAUUUUAUCCGAAUAAUGUUUGUGAUUCUCGAUAUAUGUCAUUUGCAGUAUACUAGUGCGGGACUUUCAUGUAUUUCUUUUUAGUGACACUAACCCGAAGUUUUUGAAUUCCUCUGGCGAACGUUGGUCUCACUUGUUGUUAUGUACUACUAUGAUUUUUUAGCUCAUUUUGCAUCUGGUUUUGUUUCUGGCCUAGAUAUUUUGGACAUUGUUUGUCUUUUUAAAUUUCAGGCGUUCUUGAACUAAUGAUUUUGUAUGAUGUGCAGAUUUGUUGUGAUUGACCUCUCAGCAGGCCCCUGCGUUUAUGGUAAAAUAGAAUCUGAAGAAGGAAGUGUUAGUUACCGGACACUUCCACGGUUAGCAAACCUGAUCUCCCCAAGAGGUUCACUUGUUCCUAAAAUUAGUUCAACAUAUGAUACUUUUAUGGGGCAACUCGGAGCACUGAUUUCUACUACCAUUGAGUAUGUCAUAGCACCAGAUGUUAGGUAACGCCUUUAGUGCAUCUGUUCAAGCAAAUUAAAUCAGUCAUUCUUUGUCUUUUUUUCCCCUAGUUUUUACGUGAAUUAAUUUAGUAUCUUAUGCUCUGGAUUUUUACCUUUCCUUUAAUUCUGUUUCAGGUUUGAGAUCGUGGACUUGACAACGAGGUUACUUAUCCCUAUCAUUGUGUUACAAAAUCAUAACCGAUACAAUAUUUUUCAAGCUGGUCAUAACACCAGUAUAGAUAUCAAAGAAAUUGAGAGAGAGGUGGGUUAUCCAUCCUUAAAGAAUUCAAUAGGAACUAUUAAGAAAUUUUCCUGUGUUUUUACCAUAAUUUUUUUAUCAGCAAAUAUUAUUAGGGCCCCUCAAGGAACGAUUAUGCCUUGAUUUCAACUGGGAUGUUUCAUUUCUAACAUUUUUUUAUUAGCUUAUUUUUUUGGCAUGUAAUUUAAUUAUCUCACAUUUUUAUCUUUUCUUACACCCUUUUGGGAUAAGCUAAAAUUCUUAAGUUAAAUUAAAUUUUUUGCACCCUGUAACAAGUGUACUCUUUUUUAGUGCGUCAUUAGUGCAGUUGGGCGAAAAGAAUAGAUUUCAGUUUUAUGCACAUGACUAGUAUGGUAGGCACGAACAAUAAGUUAGUCAUUUGAUAGACUUGUGUUAUGGACAGAUUAAGGUAUCAUGGCCUAUGUUAUUUCAAAAAUGAUACCCCGUGUACUUAUGAUAAAUAAGCAUACUAGCAUUUUGCAAGGAACAAUACUUUGGGAAGUAACCAAAAUUCGUCUGCAAUUUCGUUCUUCCAACUGUUAUACCAUGUGCGUUUGUACUACUUAAAAUUGGGAAGUAACCUUCUAGGUGUUUAUAUUCGGUGCAUUGAAAUGAUAGGUGAAGAAGAUGGUUCAUGCUGAACAAGAGAUAGUCUUCGUUGGUGGUUCACAAGCAUUGCAUCACCAUGAAAAGUUAGCAAUUGCUGUUCGGAAAGCACUAAGAGGUCAUUCUCUCCAUGAGACCAAGAAUGACGGGAGGUUCCACGUACGUGCUCGGACAUACUUAGAUGGAGCUAUUCUGAAAGAUGUAAGUAGAUUUACUUUAUAGUUUUUCAUUUACUCGCUGAAAACUGGUCAGCCAGAUGGAGAAUAAUUCACUCCUAGUAAUAAAUCAAUCGUCCUUUGUGAUUAUUGGCAAAGGUUCUGUCGCAGCUGUUGUCAAUGUCUUUCUGUUUUUCAAUGUUUAUUGCAAGUUGCUACUAUCCUGCAAUUAGUGGUUAUAUUAACAUAAAACUCUCUCCCUGAGAGUAUUGUCUUUCGUAUUUAGGCUCUGAGUGCUAGAGUUAAAUAUUAGCAUGCAACACCCUUUCUCAGUGUGUCUAAACUCCCACCCGCAGGUAUCCUGUCUCGCCAAAGCGGGCUGUUGAAGAAGUUGAUUUGGCACGGUUGCUACUUAGCCAUAUCUUCAUCCAUACUCGCCCCCUCAAAGCAUUUAGAGUAGGAAUGAGAGACAUUAUCGUGUACAGAUGUUUUCUUUACUGUCCUAGUGCUCUUUUCAAAAGUGUAGCCAUAGAUUUAUCUUCCACCAUAGGAUGUACAUAUUUUACUAGAACCAAAAUGAAAUAUUUCCAAGAGCUUGUAUUGCCCCUUUUGUAUUUACCUAGGAUUUUGUCCGCAUAUGGGAUUAAUCUAGGUCCUCAGAAAAGAAACCAGACUGAUAGAAAAUAAAAUUGAGGUUAAUGAUUAUGUAUCAAUAGAAAACGCAUGAAAAAUCAAGUUAAUGGUGGCUCCGUCGUCCGUUUUAACAUGAUAGAUACACUCAGUUUGAAAAGAUAACUAUAAAUAAAACCCCAUGAAAAUUCAAUUUAAUGUUAUCUUCUCUGUCCAUUGUAUGUAGCCCGGUAGAUACACUCAAAAGUAGGGAUUAUCAUUCCUUCCCUGGGUUGAGUGAAUCAGUAGAAGUGAACGAUAAAAUGGGCUAGAAUUUUGUUUAAAGUCAACGUACAAUAAUUUUUGGACCAUAUAUAGUCAGAGUCAACUAGUGAUGCUGGCAGUGAAAUGAGAUCUGCAAUAUGAAGGCAAAAAAAAAUUAUUCAAAAGAAAAAAGAGCUCAACAGCAUGGGUAUGGAUAACUCAUUGGACAAGCUUGAGCACCACCACAUCCGGCUAGUCCUCACCUCCAACUGAUAGAUUUAAUGUGCAGAGAGCACGUGAAUUUCUAGCUGGCGUGCUUAGUAUGGAUUAAAGAAAAAACGUAGCAGAUCCUGCCAUUUUGGAUUUUGGUUUUCUGAAUCCGUGGGUUGAACUUCAUCCAAUUCUUCUCCAGCCCAUUGUUGAUCGUCCAUAUUCCUCGUUUCUACUGAGACAUAUGGAUGCACCUCUCGCAUCUCUUUGAGUGACAUCUUCUUACUGUUUGUUGAUGAAAGUGUCGGCGACAAUUUUUUAAUAUCUUCCAAAGAUUUUCCACAUCCAGAACCUUCAUUUAUGAUGCGGCGCAAUGUCUCCUUCCUGUCUUUGCCUUAUUCUCGUUCCUUGAAGCGUUGACUUAUUAAAAUUAUUUAACUAACAUGUACAACAGGGUCCGUGAAGUCAUCUAUUAUUAUAUCAGUUGUUCAUGUCGUUCCAUUGUUCGACUCUACCAUCUCAAUGUCAAACUUACUGCAAUCAUCAGCUAUGAUUCCGUAAUCGGAUUAUGAAAAGAUAUGGGAAAUCUGCCAUGAAUAUGCGGAGAUUUCCUUUCAUCUGACCAUUAGUUGCUCUAGGAAAUGGAACGCUCGGCCGAUGUGCUCGCGCAUGGUUUACUCGAGGCCGCAGAUCCUUCAGCCUCAAGCAAAUAUUUUCUCCGCCAGGUUUGUUUCUUUGCUGCGCGAUGAACAACGAGCCCAGCUGCAUUCCCCGAGAGGGCAUUGCAACAUGCGUUUUAUUAUAUCCUUGUUUCUUCUUUUUUUUUGGCUUCAAAUGCAGACAUGGUUGGAGGACUCGGACAGCCCGAAGGACUCCAUCAUCGAGCAUCGAUCUCUUUGGGAAAGUUAUUCGAUGAGACUGGGUUCGAGUCAGAAAAAGGGGAAAAAGAAGAAGGGAAAUCUCUACCGAACCUACGGGACUCGAGUAGUUCCUGUGUGAGCAUGUUUCUCUCUCUACCCGUUCCAUUUUAACACCUCUUUUCUGCUUACAGCUCGUCAAACUUUCUAUUACUGGCUGUAGACAGAGUCCUGUCUUCUUGGGUGCUUUUUUUUUUUCUUUUUUGGGUAAAGCGACGGCACAGCCUGGAGAAGAAGCCUUCUCUGAGGAGCGAGCCUCUCAUAUUCUGGCAUUUCAUCCUAAAAUCAUAACCAGAAGCCUACUACUAUUUUUGGAGUCUCUCUUUCAUCCUCCUACCUAUGAACACAUCUUGGUUAUUAUUAGUUCACUCCGAGAGCCUUCUCCAUCCCUUUUGAGGUCAACCCCACACUUGUCUAUUGUUUGCGAGAAAAGCCUUCUUAAAGAUCCCAUGUUCCGGUAUGUGGCAUCCGCUCUCUGUGUGUGUUUUGCUGCGGCAAACCUCUUCAUCCGAGCGUUGACUUGGUAGUGAAAGGGGGGGAGCAUGCUGGGUUCUGACCUGGACUGGUGUCCUCACCAGGGUCAAUUGGGCUGUUGUGACUACUCGCCGCAUUUGCCGAAAAUGUUUUUGGUUUGUGGCAGUGGGAUUUGGGAUAUUUAUCUGGUCGUUGUCUUUAUGUCCCUUUGACCUUGCAGUUUUGUGCUGUCCUUGGCUGAAGUCGACGCCGAGCUCAUGAUGGAAGAUGAAAGCCUCGUCUGGACAAGCAAGGAUGUCGUCAUUGUCCUCCAGCAUGACAACGAAAAUAUACCUCUAAGGUAAGCGGCGCCAAAGAUUUCCACCGAGGAAAGCUAGAAAUCACAGUUUUGGCAAGUAUGUUUGGCUUCCUCAGUCCUCACUAGUAGUUCCUUCAUAGCCCACCUCCUAACCUUGCAGCGGCUGCAUCUCUCUCUCUCUCUCUCUCUCUCUCCCUCUCUCUCUCUUUCUGUCUCUCUCUCUCUCUCGUUCUCUGUCUCUGUCUCUCUCUCUCUGUCUCUCUCUCUCUGUCUGUCUGUCUGUCUCUCUCUCUCUCUCUCUCUUUUAUAAUUUUGCACCGCCGUCUUCAUAAUGAACUCUGCAGCUACGUAUCGGAAACCUCUCGGCGGUACGUGUCUCCGGCAUCGGCGCAGCGGCACAUCCUGGCGGGCCUGGCCUCCGCCGUGGGUGGCCUGAGCGCCCCCUACGAGAAGGCCUCCCACGUCCACGACCGCCCCAUCCUCAACUGGCUCUGGGCCGCCGGCUGCCACCCCUUCGGCCCCUUCUCCAACUCCUCUCGCAUCAGCCUCCUCCUCCAGGACGUCGCCCUCGUACACCCCCCACCCCCCCCCCAUAUCCUUCCUCCCUCACAAUUCUUUCUCAACCCACUAAUUCUAUUUCGCAGAGGAACACGAUAUACGCCCGGGUGGACUCAGCCCUCCGGAAGAUCCGGGAGACCUCGGAGGUGAGACCAACGUUCUUUGUUAUUAUUAUUAUUAUUAUUCUCCUCUUCUUCUUCGUCAUCCCUCGGUCUGAGGUGGGUCUCUCCGCGUGUAUUUCUGGUGCAGAUGGUGCAGUCCUUUGCGGCGGAGCAUCUGAAGACCCCGUUGGGGGAGCCGGUGAAGGGCCGUAAGAACAGGUCCGUCGCGGAGCUCUGGCUGGACAAGUUCUACAAGAAAGUGACCACCCUUCCCGAGCCCUUCCCCCACCAGCUCGUCGACACCCUCGAGCAGUACCUCGACGUACGUCCUUGUCUUCACCAUCAUCAUCAUCAUGUCUUCUUCUUCUUCGUCCUCUGUAUAUUAUGGUCUCUGAGAGAUGAUGAUGAUGAUGAUGAUGAUGGGUUGCAGAAGCUGGAGGAGCAUCUGGUGGACCUGUCGGGGCUGCUGUACGACCACCACCUCGAGGAGGCCCACCACAACAGCUCCGAUAUCCUCCAGAGCACCAUCUACACCCAGCAGUGAGUCUCUUCCCCCUUCAUUCCCCUUCUUCGUCUCCUCCACCUUCACGAGUUGAGUUGACUUGAGGUGACGACUGAGAGUGGAUUUGACAGGUACGUGGAGCGGGUGCUGGCGAGCGAGAGGGAGAAGAUGAGAUGCUGCAGGAUCGAGUACAGGAUGCCGGCCAAGGCCUCGCAGGGUUUGGUCUACGGGGGUAUCCUUCUCGCCGGCUUCCUCGUCUACUUCCUCGUCAUCUUCUUCUCCUCCCCCGUCCGCUAA